AUCCAUUUUUAACUGACACUUGCCGGCUGGACGGGAAACAGUGCGCAAAGUGGAUGGAAAUGUCUCUCUCAAAGAUACCGAUUUGCCGAAUUUGCCUCACGAACGAUGAGCUGCAGGUGUCGCUGUUUAGCGAAUACGCCCAGCGGAAGCUGCUGCUAACCAAAAUACGCGUCUGUUUGCCGAUAACUAUCACUCACGCGGAUACGCUGCCGGUAACGAUCUGCAGCCAGUGCAUCAUUCGGUUGGAGCAGUUCUACGAAUACUACUGCAAAUCGGAAACGUCACAACGGAUUCUGACGGAAGGAACCGGUAUACUCUCCCGCCCGCGUAAAACGCCACCGGAAAGUUAUACGCUUAGUGUCACAGGGACCGACAACGGCCAGGCGAGCGGCCUGGUAGCCGACCAGAUGGACCCGAUUCUGACUCAAUCGCCGCAGGUCAAAGGACCGGUAGUACAGAAAGAGAUGCAAUCCAAUGCGUCGGGUUCGCCGGAUUCGACCUUAAGCUUUUUGCAGCAGGGAACGAGAAAACGAAAGCACAAGAAAUCAUCGACGCAGAAUACAUUCUAGACACUAUCGAACCGGUUUGUCUUUCAUAGUUAAGUCUAUUAAUAAAUGAUUGCCAAUUCAUAAGGUA
This is a messenger RNA of Anopheles arabiensis, 636 nucleotides long. RefSeq lists its product as uncharacterized. Gene Ontology annotation, cellular component: nucleus. The coding region runs from base 54 to 569 and encodes 171 amino acids. The transcript is spliced from 2 exons. NCBI's taxonomy places the organism in Eukaryota, Metazoa, Arthropoda, Insecta, Diptera, Culicidae. Gene Ontology annotation, molecular function: zinc ion binding. The record is from RefSeq and is a predicted model, not a curated record.